Messenger RNA from Clavispora lusitaniae ATCC 42720, 1728 nucleotides. RefSeq names its product anthranilate synthase (gene TRP2). The record is from RefSeq and is a predicted model, not a curated record. Gene Ontology annotation, biological process: L-tryptophan biosynthetic process. Lineage: Eukaryota; Fungi; Ascomycota; Pichiomycetes; Serinales; Metschnikowiaceae. Gene Ontology annotation, molecular function: anthranilate synthase activity.
AUGCCAUUUGAAACUUUUUACUGGAACGCCAAACCUAGUUUGAACGGUCGUAAUGGGAAGUCUGUCAUGUUAAUUUCUCCAACUAGUUGUAGUUACCACCUGCAUAUCGCUCAUUUUACCAUCUCACUCAUUCUGAGUCAGACUUGCCAACUACCAAAUAUUUUUUCCGAAAACACAAUGCAAAUAGACAUUCAGCCCCUGCUUACAGGUUUGGCCGAAAUAGUUGCCCAGGACAAGGACAAUGUUUUGCCUCCCAACAUCUACCCGAUCUAUAAGUACAUGGCAACAGAAGAUUUGACUGUGCAUCUGGCCUACUUGCGUCUUGCGGAUUUAAACAAUGACAAGCGGUCGGAAACUUUUUUGUUUGAGUCGUCUGUCAAUGGUGAUUCUGUCGACCGGUAUUCGUUCAUCGGGCUCCGUGCGAGGAAGAUCAUCAAGACUGGUGACAACGAAGCGGUGUUCGCACCUGAAUUCUGUAAUGUUGAUCCGAUUUCCGUUUUGGAGAAGGAACUUUCCAACUGUCGCCAGGCUCAGUUGCCCGGUUUACCUCCGUUGAGUGGAGGUGCCGUCGGAUACAUUUCGUAUGAUUGUAUCAAAUACUUUGAACCGAAAACCCGCCGUGAUCUCAAAGACACUUUGCAAGUUCCUGAAGCAGUAUUGAUGCUCUGUGACCUAAUAGUGGCAUUCGACCAUGUGUACCAACGUUUCCAAAUCAUCAACAACGUCCACGUGGAUCCGGAAACUGAUUUGGAACAGGCUUACUCUGCGGCAGUCAAAGAGAUACGCUGGGUAGAGCAAAAGUUGAAGGAGCAGAGACCAUUGGAAGAGUUGAAUCCUCAUCAACCACCCAUCCGCCCUCACCAGACAUUUACAUCGAACAUCGGUGAAGAAGGUUAUAAGCGUCACGUAACCACAUUGAAGGCCCAUAUCAAGGCGGGCGACGUGAUCCAGGCGGUGCCAUCGCAGAGAGUUGCACGCCCCACAUCGUUGCACCCAUUCAACAUCUACCGCCACUUGCGUACGGUCAAUCCAUCUCCAUAUCUUUUCUAUGUUGAUUUGGUAGACUUCCAGAUCAUAGGAGCACUGCCAGAGCUUUUGGUGAAAGCAGACAAGAAGAGUCAAAUCACCACUCACCCAAUUGCAGGAACCAUUGUAAGAGGGAAAACUCCCGAGGAAGAAGAACGCAACGCGCUGAUUUUGCGUUCAUCGUUGAAAGACCGUGCUGAGCACAUUAUGCUAGUGGAUUUGGCACGGAAUGAUGUUAACAGAGUCUGCACUCCCGAAAGUAACCGUGUGGAACGUUUGUUGACCAUCCAACGCUUUUCGCAUGUGAUGCAUUUGGUUUCUGAGGUCACAGGUGUGCUCCGUCCUGACAAAACCCGGUUUGACGCUUUCCGGUCUAUUUUCCCCGCAGGAACUGUGAGUGGCGCACCAAAGGUGAAAGCAAUGGAAAUCAUCGGUGAGUUAGAAAAGGAAAAGAGAGGAGUAUAUGCUGGAGCUGUCGGUCAUUGGGGCUAUGACGGGAAAACCAUGGACACAUGCAUUGCUUUAAGAACAAUGGUUUACAAAAACGGCGUGGCAUACUUGCAAGCAGGCGGAGGCAUUGUUUUCGACAGUGAUGAAUACGAUGAGUAUGUGGAGACGAUGAACAAAAUGCGUGCCAACAACGACACCAUUGUGCAAGCAGAAAAGAUCUGGAUUCAAAAAGUGGGAUCGGAGGAGGCCUAA